AUGUCCUCCUCUGCCGCUGAUCCGGCAUCUCCGACGCCUUCUCCCUUCAAUUAUAUUCUCUCCUUUCUGCUUGUCGGCAUCUGCUGGGGCUUCACGACGCCCUUCAUCCGCAAGGCCGCUGUCAACUACACAGCUCCAUCCCAUCCUUCCAUCACCGACCCGACCCGAUCCUGCAUCUCGCGACAGAUUGCGAAGGCGUUCUUCACUGUCGUGGGACUUUUGAAGACUCCGACUUAUGCUGUUCCAUUGCUUCUGAAUCUGACGGGGAGUAUCUGGUUCUUCUUGUUGGUUGGACAAGCCGGUAUGUAG
Molecule: messenger RNA, 309 nt
Organism: Cladophialophora bantiana CBS 173.52
Lineage: Eukaryota; Fungi; Ascomycota; Eurotiomycetes; Chaetothyriales; Herpotrichiellaceae
Exons: 1
Coding region: 1-309 (102 amino acids)
Source: RefSeq, a predicted model, not a curated record